This is a messenger RNA of Cephus cinctus (wheat stem sawfly), 3193 nucleotides long. RefSeq names its product protein ERGIC-53 (gene ergic53). Gene Ontology annotation, cellular component: COPII-coated ER to Golgi transport vesicle; Golgi membrane; endoplasmic reticulum membrane. Gene Ontology annotation, biological process: endoplasmic reticulum to Golgi vesicle-mediated transport; endoplasmic reticulum organization; Golgi organization. The record is from RefSeq and is a predicted model, not a curated record. The transcript has 10 exons. NCBI's taxonomy places the organism in Eukaryota, Metazoa, Arthropoda, Insecta, Hymenoptera, Cephidae. Gene Ontology annotation, molecular function: D-mannose binding. The coding region runs from base 1 to 1845 and encodes 614 amino acids.
AUGUUCUUGGUGCUCAAACUGCUAAUCAUGCUCAUACUGCUCUCUCUACUAUUAUUUUAUAUUUUGGUUGAGAGCAGCAUCAUUUGUGCAGUUUGGUGGUGGAAUUUACUAUAUCUUUGCACCAACACUGGGAGCACUUCAAGCCAAAUGGCCAAGCGUCCAGCACUUAUGGCCGCCGUAUUGACACGUCAGGCAAGAAAGACGAAUCGUGGCCAAGAGAACGUAACUCCUUGCACCAAUCUGCGCCAAUCAUUUAAAACCAGCUGGAAAUUCCUCGUAGUCUAUCCUCUGUCUCUUGGGCCGUCUGUUUUCUGUUAUCCAGUCAAAAUGAAUAUGGCUGCUGAGGUGAGGUGGCUCGCGAUUUUAAUCGCUUUUACGGUCAUCCCGGCUUUUCACGCGGAAUCUCCACAUAGAAAGUUCGAAUAUAAAUAUUCGUUCAAGCCGCCUUAUCUCGCGCAAAAGGAUGGCACUGUUCCCUUCUGGGAAUACGGAGGAAAUGCAAUUGCUAGUUCUGAGAAUGUCAGAGUAGCUCCUUCGCUUAGAAGUCAAAAAGGAGCGAUUUGGACAAAGCAGCCGACAAAUUUUGAUUGGUGGGAGGUUGAUCUUGUUUUCCGAGUAACUGGACGUGGUAGAAUAGGAGCAGAUGGUCUAGCAUUUUGGUAUACGACAGAAAAAGGUGCCUACAAUGGUACAGUCUUUGGUAGCUCGGACCAAUGGAAUGGUCUUGGAAUUUUCUUUGAUUCUUUCGACAAUGAUAAUCAGCACAAUAAUCCCUAUAUCUUGGCAAUGCUCAAUGAUGGCACAAAGAGUUUUGAUCACAGCAAAGAUGGGUCCACACAACUACUCGCCGGAUGUCUUCGGGAUUUUCGUAACAAGCCAUUUGCAACACGUGCAAGAAUAGAAUACUAUCAGAACACAUUAACAGUUUUAUUCCACAAUGGUAUGACCAAUAAUGAAAACGAUUACGAGCCAUGUAUUCGAGUAGAGAACAUAGUUCUACCAAAAUCUGCAUACUUUGGAGUAUCCGCAGCUACAGGAGGUCUAGCUGACGACCACGAUGUUCUGCACUUCCUAACAACCUCUCUCCACCCACCUGGUCAGAUGAGCGGAGACGGUCGCAAGGUGUCCACGGAAGAGGAAAUAAAACUGAGUCAAGAAUAUCAGGACUACCAGAAGAAGCUGGAUCAACAGAAAGAGGAGUAUCGUCGGGAACAUCCUGAGGAGCAAGAACAAAAAGAAGAGUACAAUGAAUGGUUUGAGAACGACAACCAAAGAGAACUCAGGCAAAUUUUCACUGGACAAAGUCAAAUGUUCGACGUGUUGCGCGAGCUCAAUAGAAGACUGGACGAAGUGGUAGGUCGCCAAGAGAGGACGCUGAGUCUCAUGUCUCAGCUCCAGAUAGGCGGUGUCCAAGGUGCUGGUGUUCAAGGUGGACAACCUAUCCAAGUCAUAGAUACCAUCCGCAGACAGGAAGUCGACGCAGUCAUUAAUAAUCAAAAUAUCAUCGUCAACACAGCCAGGGAGAUUAAAUCAUUCCUUGGCGAAGUAAAUUCCAAGGCUGAUACCAUUCUAAAUAAUCAAGCUCGCGCACCUACUGCUCAAGUACAGCCAAUGGGAUACGAUUAUCAGUCACUGAUAUCUGAGAUGCGUGACGGACUGAAUGUGAUCAAGCGUGACGUGGCUCAAACUAAUGCAAAACUGUCCAGUGGUACCGUCGAUUGUCCAACUGGAAAUUGUCUGACAACGACAAUGUUCCUCGUCUUCCUGGCUAUACAAAUGAUUAUUUUACUCGGCUAUAAUAUGUACAAAGAUAACAGAGAGGCCCAAGCCAAGAAAUUCUUUUAGAACUCAUGAGGCAGAAGAGGAGUAACCGUUUAACGUUACACUUCAGAAGACACACAUGCACAUAUUGUUAUGAACUCUUUAUUAUCAAUUUACAUUGGUCAUCUCUCUUUUGUCUUCGCAUCUACUUAUAUACACUGUUUUUGGUCUUUUUUUACAUGCGACGAUCUUUUUCUUCCAAUUCUUUUUUCUUUUAAUCAAAUCCUAUUUCGUAUUUACCGCGCGACUCAGUGAUAACGAGAGUCUACGGUGCCUUUGUGGAACUAGUGGAUGAGUCUGAAGCGUAUUUUUUUUUUUCUUAUUUCAUUACAAGGAAAAGUGAGAAGAAAAAAAAACAGUAUAAUGUAAUUGUCAAUUUUGACCCACGUAAUCUGCGAUCACCUGGGGCGCUUUGUGAAAUUGCGAAUCUUCUUUCGUCUUUUCUUGUAUUUUUAAUUGCAUCUGCUGUUUGUACUUCUUUGCCAAAUAAUUAAUUGCUUUGGGUUUACUCCUGAGAUUGACUUAAAGACGAAAACAAAGACAUUGAACAGUGAUACAUAUUAUCAUUCUCUUUACUUGUGUUAUCACGUACAGCAUACUGUGCAUAUAGUAUAUAUAUAUAUAGAUAUAUACAUAUAUAUUUUUUACUAUCAAUCAACACAAGCGUCUCGCAUGUCUCUUUUCAUAUACUUCUUUUUUCUUCUCCUUGAUCAAUUAUUUUUUUAAUAGCGCUUAGCGUAAAUCGCGUCUUUUCAUUAUUGGUUCAUUAUCACAUGAGACGACAGGGAUGAUGCAAAUUCUUAUGAGAUAAGGUAUACAGUAAAAAUAGUAUUAAUUUAUUGACAAAAAAAUCGAAGGAGUCGCUAAGAACAAAAUAGUAACUUUGCCUUAAAGUCAAUAGCGUUACAGGCAUUAUGGCACUAAAGUGAAUACGGUCUGUACGUUGAAAGAGAAGUUAAUAAGGGAUUUAUAAAUAUUAGGAGUGUCUUUAUUCAAAUUAUUAUUAUUUUCAAUUCGCGCUGGUUACUCAAAAAUAAAGAAUGAGAAUCGCACGCGUCUUUGUCGGCGUGAAACACGAUGGAGAUUCGUUUGAGAACGUUAGACUGUAAAAAGGCAAGUUCCGUUUUCCAUAAGUUACUUAUUUUUGUCCAAUUUAAUUUGGUACCUAUAUCUCUUUUUUUUUCGUUUUCUUUUCCAUGAUUCUUCACUCAGCAACAAGUAUGUUUCAGGGUUUGAUAAGCGAUGAGCGAAGUCUGACACAUGACAAGUAAUUCCAUAUUAUUCGCAUUUAUGUGAGAGUUUAUCAAUGUUUGUAAUGUGUACCAGGUACGAGAAAUGAAAUAAAAAAAAAAAAGGAAAAGAGAAUCAGGAA